Molecule: messenger RNA, 69 nt
Organism: Brugia malayi
Lineage: Eukaryota; Metazoa; Nematoda; Chromadorea; Rhabditida; Onchocercidae
Source: the annotation of a RefSeq genome assembly
GCAAUGCAUUCUUAUGAUCAGCCAGCUAUUGUAAUAAUACCUAUAGAAGAAACAAAUCAUACUAAUUGG